Messenger RNA from Prunus mume (Japanese apricot), 2283 nucleotides. NCBI's taxonomy places the organism in Eukaryota, Viridiplantae, Streptophyta, Magnoliopsida, Rosales, Rosaceae. The record is from RefSeq and is a predicted model, not a curated record.
AGGAUGGCGGCUAAAGUAGUCCCAAGUGCAAUUGUUCUCCAAGUUCUUAACCAAGGUAACUAUGAAGAGUGGAGUUUUCGGGUUAAAACCUACUUGUUGGCUGAAGAUCUGUGGGACGUUGUCAAGGGCACCACUACAAAGCCUCCCAAGGAUGGUGAAGCUGAUAAAAUUAAGGAUUGGAAGAAGAGAAAUGCCAAGGCUUUGCAUGCGAUCCAGAUUUCUUGUGGGGUUGAAACUUUUUCUUUGAUCAGAGGCAUCAGCAGGGCCCACGUUGCCUGGGAUACUUUGGCAGAAAAGUUUAAGCCAGCUGAAGUGGAGCGUGAGGUGGAGGAGCCAGAUGAAGACUUGGAAGGGGAAGCGAUUGAUGAUGGAUGUGAGAAUAAUGCCAGCAACGACUUCGACUGUUAUGAAAGUUUCUUCAUUGAUUUGCUGUUAGGUCGUUGGAAUUCUGCAGAGGAGUUUCUUAAAACAAAACCCGAAGCAGUAAGAUCAAGAAUAACUCCAGAAGGAGAGACAGCUCUUCACGUAGCAGUGAGAUCUGUGGAACUGCAGUUUGUGAAAGACUUGGUGAAGCUGAUGACGGAGAAAGAUUUGGAAAUAAAAGACGCUUAUGGUUUCACAGCUUUUGCCUGUACGGUAAUUCAAGGAGACAUCGAAAUGGCUAAAUGCAUGGUUGAAAAAAACAAAAAAUUACUCAGCAUCAGAUCCCCUCCCAACAAUGCAAUUCCACUGAUCAAUGCUUAUCGUCGGGGCCAAUGGGAAAUGGCUAACUAUCUCUAUUCUCUCACUCCACUUGAAGAUCUCAAGGAUCGAGAUGGGGCUGCACUUAUUUCCCAGUGUUUUUUGAGCAAACACUUUGAAAUUGGGUGGGACUUAAUUCAACGUCGUCCAAACUUGGCAACUACCAUAGACUACUCCGGACAAUCCCCUUUAAAUGCACUGGUCUGUAUGCGGUCUGCAUUUCCAAGUGGAAGUCGUCUCAACUUAUGGCGACGAUGGAUUUAUGACUGUGUACAAAUACCUCCUAUGGACAUGAACAAUAUUCGUAUAAAUAUGCAACCUACAGAACAUGAUGGAAAUAAUCAAAGGAAUCUGAUCCGCUCAGAUAUGGGUUUAAUGCGACGACUAGUUACAAAUCUCUUUGAAAUUUUAGGAAUCAAUCGCGUAUAUGAAAUGAAAGUGACUCAUACACGAAUCUUUGAAUUUCUACGUCACAUGUCCAAAGCGACAAGCAAUCUUACUGAUGUAGGUUGCGUGCAUACAGCGAUCUUCCAAGCCGUAGAACGAGGGCAUGUGGAGUUUAUUUCUCAUUUAUGUAGAGAAAAUCCAAACCUCUGGGGGAUCACUGAUACAAAAGGCAGGACCAUUUUUCACUUUGCAAUUGAACGUCGUCGAGAAAAGGUUUAUAACCUUAUAUAUGAGCUCAGUGAAAAGAGAAGAAAGUUUGUAGUAGGUGCUCUUGAUAAGCUUGGAAACACACUGCUAGAUUUAGCAGUUAGUUUCUCCCCUUCUACACUAAUGGUUCAAGGUGCAGCUUUACAAAUGAAAAGAGAAAUACAAUGGUUCAAGGAGGUGGAGAGUAUAGUACCUCCCAAAGUUCUUGAAGCAGUGACUUCUAAGUGUGGAUUAACAACACAAGAGCUAUUUACCAAAAACCACAAGGAAUUGAUGGCGGAGGGAGAAAAUUCAAUGAAAGGGGCAGCAACUUCUUGUACAGUUGUAGGUGCUCUCAUCGUUACCAUCAUGUUUGCUGCAGCCUUUACAGUUCCUGGUGGAAAUAAUCAAAACACAGGUUUUCCCAUAUUCUUAAAUGAAAGGGUAUUCAUAAUUUUUAUAGUUUCAGAUGCUAUCUCCCUAUUUUCUUCCACAACUUCAGUAAUGAUAUUCUUAGGAAUCCUCACAUCACGUUAUGCCCAGGAAGAUUUCCUCAAAUCCCUACCCACAAAAAUGAUGUUAGGCCUUCUCGCCCUUUUUUCGUCUAUCGUCGCCAUGAUGAUUACCUUUUCUUGUGCUCUCAUCAUUUUGCUUCAUGGAAAAUUUAGGAUUAUUCUUCCACUUAUUUUGCUUGCUAGUUUUCCAAUUACCUCAUUCAUAUGGAUGCAAUUCCCCUUCCUUGCUGAGAGUUUCAAUUCUACUUAUCGAGGGGAAUUAUUUGACAAGAAAAUCAAACGUUGGUAACUUCAUGUUCAAUUCCAUUUGUAAUCUGAUGCUUGGAUUGCUUUGCUACAUUUUAAGAAACUUGUAAGAAAAGAACAAUAUAUGUACUUGAAUUUUACAAUAAAA